AUGGCGUCGCACGAGGACGAUAAGUCGUCUGGUUGGAGUCGCAAACUUCACGGUGUUCCUUCCACACACGUUUCCUCCAAAAUUGGCCAAACAAUCAACAAAGUGAUAGAGAAAGACGAAAAGACGUUUGCCGUUUUCAAGACCGAUCUCAAGACAACGUUGAACAAAUACAAGAAAACAAGUAAUGAGAGACAGGAAUCUCAAAAGAAAAUACAACAAUCGCUCGAUAAAGCUUUAGAAUCUUCGCAAUGGCUUGAAAGUUAA
Messenger RNA from Ogataea philodendri, 264 nucleotides. RefSeq lists its product as uncharacterized. The coding region runs from base 1 to 264 and encodes 87 amino acids. The transcript has a single exon. NCBI's taxonomy places the organism in Eukaryota, Fungi, Ascomycota, Pichiomycetes, Pichiales, Pichiaceae. The record is from RefSeq and is a predicted model, not a curated record.